This is a messenger RNA of Diversispora eburnea, 3876 nucleotides long. Lineage: Eukaryota; Fungi; Glomeromycota; Glomeromycetes; Diversisporales; Diversisporaceae. The record is from the annotation of a GenBank genome assembly.
AUGGGAGUCAUGACAUUCGAAGAUAUUGUCAAUGCCAAGAAAGCUUUGUUAAAAUCUGUCAAGGAAAAUAGAACUCCGAUGGUUCUUGAUAUCAUGAACCGCUUAAAAGAAGAGGCUAUUGUAACGAAGGAUUUAUUAAAGAGAACCGAGAUUGGUGUUGUUGUUGGAAAGCAAAGGGGGCAUCCAAAUAAAGAUGUUUCGUUACUUGCUAAAGAAUUAGUGAAGAAGUGGAAAGGCGCAAUAGUAACCGGACCGUCUCCUAAUAACGCUGGACCUUCUACUCGUCCUAAUAAUAACGCUCGACCAGCUUCUCACCCCAAUAAUUCCGCUGGCGCAUCUCCUGGUGCUAGUACAAAUAAUAGCGCUAGCCCAAAUAAUACGACUAGUCCAAAUAAUACUUCAACCAGUCCCUCUCGACCUACUCGACCAAAUAAUAUCACUCGUGUUGCCCAAUCUACAAAUAAUGUUUCCGGUGCUGCUCAAACCACUCGUCCAAAUAAUGUCGCUGGUGCUACCCAAACUACUCGACCAAAUAAUAUCGCUCGUGCUGUUCAACCGAAUAAUGUUGCUGGUUCUGCUCAAACCACUCGUCCAAAUAAUGUCACUAGUCAAACUACUCGAUCAAAUAUUAACAAAGCUACUACUCAACCUACUCGCACAAAUUCUAUCUCCGAUUCAUCAUCUCGUUCAAAUCUCAACAAAGCUAAUGUUUCUCAACCUACUCGCACAAAUGCUGUUGCUGGUCUAUCUUCUCGUUCAAAUACUUCUGGAUCAUCAUCUCGCACUGGUCCUAUUAAAUCUGAUCUAGCUGCUCGCCCUCAUAAUAACGCCGGACCAUAUUCUCGCCCUAAUAAUAAAGUCGGACCAAAUUCUCAAUCUCGCCCUAAUAUAGCAUCCCCAAGCUCCACAAGUUCGAUGACUUCCCCUCAAUCUCAAGCGACAACUUCUUCAUCGAAUGAUAAUGAAAAAUCAAACGAGCAACGAACAUUCAAAUCCGAUAAAGUCAAAUGGACCACAGGUGUCGAUGUGCGUGACCGAUGCAUAGCAUUGUUAUAUGAUGCAAUGUCCUUUGAUGCUGGGGCUGAUAUAGAAUCCGAGACCCUCACUGUACGAGCAACGGGAAUUGAAGAAACCGUUUUCGAACAAUUUCGUGGGGUCCCAAGCCAAUGUUACCGCGACAAACUUCGGGGUUUAAUCUCAAAUCUCAGAGAUAAAAAUAAUCCUAACCUUCGAAGAAAGAUCAUGAAUGGAGAAUUACCUAUCGAUACCUUUUGCACAAUGUCGAAGGAGGAAAUGGUCUCGGAUGAUCGAAAGGCCAAAGACAAGGAAAUCCAAGAAGCCAAUCUUUUCAAAGCUCGAUCUGCAGGGCCUGCCCAGGCUGAGACCGAAAUGUUCCAUAUGGCUUGUUCUGGAGUUUGUAAAGGUUGGAUUAAACAUGCAACCCUUAUAAACAAUUGUUAUCCUACCGGACCUGGAGAAACGGGUCCCAAAUCAAGUGAACUUUCUUAUCUCAUAUUUUAUGCAAACUCAAAGCCAGCAAAACUUACAAAGUGUGGUGUGUAUUUGGAUAAAAGGGUUUCUACUGAUGUUCGUAAGCGAAAAAAACUGGAUACAGAAGUUUCUUUACAAAUCGUUAAAGCUCUUUUGGAUUCCUGUAAUUAUAAUUUAAAUUUAUUCUCGAAGAAUGUCCUCAAAAUUAUUUUGGCUUCACUGAGUACAAAUGAUAUUGAUAUCGUCUCUCGUGCUGCCUCUGUGUUUAUUACUUUCUGUUCAUAUCAUGAUGGGUCCACACUUGGUGUUGAUACAGAAUUUACUGAAAUCUAUGAAAAUUUAAUUCUAUCAUUUGCGCAAUAUUCUAUAUGUAAAGAGUCCGAUUUAAAUAUUGAAUGGAGGUAUCGGUCUAUUGGACUUCAUGCUCUUCAAGGGGUUAUUACAUCUGAAGCUUUACGCGCGACUAAUGCUCAAACUCAAUUACAAUAUAUUGUUCCAGCAGUAUUACACAAUUUGUCUGAUGAAAAUAUUAGUUUAGAAACUUUACAAAAAAAAGAUAUAGAUAAAGAGCCUACCAAUAAUGAUUCUUCACGGUCGCGUCGAUUUUCCCUUAAUAUCACAACUACUUCAGCUGAAGAUAAUGCAAAUCUUGCAUAUCAAUGUUUGAAACAAUUAUACAAAAAGUCAGAUACCUCCAACUUACAUUAUUAUUUAGAGCCCACUUUUAAUUUUUUGGAUGAAACUAAUAAUUGGAGGCCAAGUUCUUUCGGAAUAAGUUUAAUCUUGAUUAUUCUUUCUUCUCUCCAGGAACGUAAUGCUCUAGUUUCUGAUAUAAUAGGACAACUUGAAAAUUUGUCAGAUGAUUCAAAUUCCGUGCAAAAGAAAGCUACCCUUGUCGAAAUGUUAUCAUCUAUUUUGAAUAGCGAUUUUACCAUAGUAGGAUUGUCUACACUAGAAGUUUUGGAUUGUUUACUUCGUUUAUUAAAAGAUUCUUUGAAGAAUGCAAACGACGAAAAUGUUGAAGAAUCUCAUGAUUUAGAUACAUUUAUUAGUCAAAGACUUAUAUCUUGCAUUGGUGGAUUGGCAACUCAUAUUUAUUAUGCUAACCAAAUUAGUGAUAUUGUGGAACAUAUUAUUCAACAUUUAUGUUUGCAAUCUGAUAUAUUAGAUUUUUCUCAAUCUUCUCAACGAGUUGGUGGUAGCAAUCAAAGUUUCAUUGACGAAGGAAUACCAUUAUCUGAUUUACGUAAUUCAUUAUUAAAGUGUUUGGAUGUCGUUGUGCAAACAAAUAAAGAUGCUGAAUUGAGGCAUUCAGAAAUGACGAGGUGUGACGUACCGGUUGAAAUAUUUCAUAAUUCGAUCGGCCUUUGCAUGGAUGAAAAUCUGAAUGUAAGGAUUGCAUUUGCUCAAGUACUUUCAAAGUUUUUGGAUAAUGGAGAUAUGCCACAAGAGUCAAAGGAGAUUGGUUCAACUCAGUUAACAUAUUUCAAUCAACCAGCGAUUCAUUUUCUAAAUACACUUCAUCUGUCACUAUAUCAAUAUGCAAUUUCGAAAAGUUCGCAACCCGCUGAUCAUGUGGCAUUAUUAACAUUAUUACGUGCUUUAUUGGUUCGAUUUCGAGCUGAUCAAAUAAUUCGUGGCAUUCCUGUAGUUUUCAAAUUACAGUCUGAAGCAAAAGAAGAGAACCUUUCAGGUUUUGCUCACCAACGAGCAUUGGCAAGUGUUAUUGUACUUUAUUUCCGCGAUAUUGCAGCAGUUCAAUCAAAGCGUAUGGAAAAACAUCAAUGGUCGACAUAUAUUAAGUCAACUUCAUCUGAAAAUGAUCUUAAUAAUGUAGACACAUCUAAAUCUUUUGAAGAUGAAAUUUUUGAUUCAAACAAUCAUCUUCUGCAACCUAUUGAUAUCUGGUUGGAUCGUCAAGUCAUUGUUCCAAUUUUAUGUCAACAUAAAGAAUUAUUGGAUAUUGGCGGAGAACAACUGCAAGACAAAUUGAUGACAGAAUGGAAACCUGAAGAAGGUUUUGAUGAUAUUAAGAAGGAAGCAUAUAAAAUUAGGUCAAGUAGAAUGAUGGAAGAUGAUAAACCGCGGAUAUCCUUUACUCCUUUUAUUAUGACUUUAGAAGAUAAUUCAGGAGAUUUAACAAAACCUUCAAUUAAAGUAGAAAAUUUAAGGGAUACACUAGCACAACAAAUGAAUGAUUCCUCGGAACAUGAAACAUCGGUAACAUCUGAUUUAGAAUCGAUAAAUAUGGUUCCAUUAGGUAAUGGAGCUGGGAAGAAACGCAAAAAGAAACCAAAAGCAGAUAUAAAUUCAUUUUUACAAUCGAUAGAUAACAAAGCUGCUUCUAGUACGACAAGUUUAGUGAACCCACCAUAUAGAUCCUGA